Molecule: messenger RNA, 969 nt
Organism: Poecilia latipinna (sailfin molly)
Lineage: Eukaryota; Metazoa; Chordata; Actinopteri; Cyprinodontiformes; Poeciliidae
Product: trace amine-associated receptor 13c-like
Exons: 2
Coding region: 1-969 (322 amino acids)
Biological process (GO): G protein-coupled receptor signaling pathway
Cellular component (GO): membrane
Molecular function (GO): trace-amine receptor activity
Source: RefSeq, a predicted model, not a curated record
AUGCAAUCUGUUGAAGAAAAUGAACUGUGCUAUCCACACCUCAACUCAUCCUGCAGGAAGACCGCGCGUCCUCCCUCUCUGUCCAUGCUUAUUUAUGUUGCGCUAUCCUUGAUCGCUCUUCUUACUGUGAUUUUAAACUUACUGGUCAUCAUUUCUGUCUGCCACUUUAAGAGGCUCCACAGCCCCACCAACAUCCUGCUGCUCUCUCUGGCUGUCUCAGACUGCCUGGUGGGAUUCCUCAUUUCAUUCCAGAUAGAGCUGAUAGAUGGCUGCUGGUAUCUUGGAGACAUCAUGUGUGCCAUUUACUUUGUUUCAGACUAUGCAAUUACAUCCGCCUCAGUGGGAACCAUGGUGCUUAUUUCUGUCGACCGUUACGUGGCCAUCUGUCACCCUCUGCACUACCCCAGUAAAGUCACAGCAGAGAGAGCAAAAAUUUGUGCUGUCAUUUGUUGGAUUUCUUCUGUUCUGUUCCACAGCUUCCUGCUGAGAAGUAACCUGCAAAAACCAGGCAGGUACAACUCCUGCUCUGGAGAGUGUGUAGUUAGUGUUGAUUAUGUUGGAGGGAUCCUUGACCUUCUGCUGUCCUUCGUUGGUCCUGUCGCCGUGAUCGUCAUUCUGUAUGUCAGAGUCUUUGUGGUGGUUGUGUCUCAGGCUCGAGCCAUGCAGUCUCACAUCGCAGCGGUCUCUGUGAGCGUCUCAGCUAAAAAGUCUGAAAUCAAGGCAGCUGUUAUCCUUGGGGUUGUCGUAGUCGUGUUUCUGAUAUGCACCUGCCCAUAUUACUGUGUCGCACUCUUGGCUGAUGAUGCUGGGGUCAGUGCUUCAUCCGUGGCUUUCCUAGUGUUUUAUUUUAAUUCCACCCUGAACCCUCUGAUCUACGCCCUGUUUUAUCCCUGGCUCAGGAAAUCAGUCAAACUGAUUCUUACACUGCAGAUCCUGAAAACUGGUUCCUCUAACACAAAUGUGGUUUGA